AUGAGCGGGCCAGGAAAAGACCAUAGGGCUCGGCGCGUGAAGCGGCUCCAGCCGAACUACUUUCUGUCGUUGCGUUUACAAGGAAUGGAGCUGGAGAAGAACUUCUGCUCCUUCUAUAAGCGGACGGCCGAACAGUUCGCGGGGCUUCAAAGUUUUCUGAUCAACCCUGCUACGAUGCACUUGACCAUGUUUGUGAUGCAUCUGCCAAAAGAUCACAUUGAAAGCGCCGUCGACCUUCUGAAAGACGCCAGAUCUUUGCUCGAUGACUCUCUACAAGGCAGAGCACCAACUAUUCAUCUAGCAGGCGCAUCGACAUUUGGAAACAGAGUCGUCUAUGCAACCCCCUCACCCUCGCACGAUCUCGAAACUCUUGCCGACCUUCAACGAGCUCUCCAAGAUCGGUUCCGGGAUGCCGGGAUCAUCCUGGUCGGUAACAAACCCCAGUGGACGCCACACUGCACCCUCAUGAAGAUGCGGGGUGGGUCAGGUAAUGCGGGCGCCUCCAUACCCCCGGAAUCUUGGUCUGCGUAUAAGGACUUCACGUGGGGAAAUGCCUCGAUAGCGGGAAUCGAUCUAUGCUCGAUGCUGCACCAGAAAGAGGCGGAUGGGUAUUACAAGCGUGUUGCGCAUAUUCCGUUUGUUCCCGACUAG
This is a messenger RNA of Fimicolochytrium jonesii, 651 nucleotides long. RefSeq names its product kinase A anchor protein. Gene Ontology annotation, molecular function: protein kinase A regulatory subunit binding. NCBI's taxonomy places the organism in Eukaryota, Fungi, Chytridiomycota, Chytridiomycetes, Spizellomycetales, Powellomycetaceae. The record is from RefSeq and is a predicted model, not a curated record. The transcript has 3 exons. Gene Ontology annotation, cellular component: cytosol. Bases 1 to 651 code for a protein of 216 amino acids.